Molecule: messenger RNA, 418 nt
Organism: Paramecium octaurelia
Lineage: Eukaryota; Ciliophora; Oligohymenophorea; Peniculida; Parameciidae
Source: the annotation of a GenBank genome assembly
AAGUCCUAAAUGAUGAAUAGUAUAAAAUACUUGUUGGAAUAUUCGGAGUCAUCCUUGCCUUUUCCCUAUCCUAUAGUGCUUUGGCAUUGACUUAAUCCAUAUUCAAGCCUUGAAUUUUCAAUAUAUUGUAUUAAUGAAAUUUAUACAAUUUAUUACAUGUAAUCCAAGGACUUUGAAUUCCAGUUCCAUUUUCAGCACUCAGAGAAUCCUAUAUAUCAUUAGGCAAACUAAUUGAUCAAUUCCAAAAGAUAGAGGCAAUCUCAAUCCUUAAAAAGAAAUUCGCUUCCAUAAUAAAUUUUGAAUUGUCCAAACCCUUGUAACAGCGCAGCAUUUCUUUAUCCCCCAUAAAGUACUCCAAUAAUAAUAUGUCUAUUUCUAAAGAUAAAGAGCUAGAUUUUUGCCUAUUUAAAAUGCUGAA